CUUCCUUCCCUAUUCUCCCUCUCUCUCUCUCUCUCGUGCCAGAGCCGGGGAAACUGAGGACUCCAAAGCAUUAGGUGUUCAAUGGCGUCGACAGUUCCUUACGAAAUCAUCGACGACGACGACGACGACGACGACGAGUUCGAUUGGGAAGCAGCAGCUAAAGUGGUGGAUAUCGCUUGCCAAAGCUCAAAACCCUCCAAUUCACGCCCACUGGAACCUUCUCAUUCACUUCCUCUUAAGAACAAGAAAUUCAGCGCUUCUCGGCAGUCCACUCUUGAUCAAUUUGUUUGUGCAGCGGGCCCCAGAUCCCUUUCGGAGAAACCGUCUCCCAGGAUCAGGAAUGAUCAUCACUUUAACGGUGAUGAAGGGAGGUGUUGCGUCAACAUUGAUACUGAGGCAGCCAAAACAUGGAUAUACCCAGUUAAUAUUCCUCUUCGUGACUAUCAGCUCUCAAUAACCAAGACAGCUUUAUUUUCAAACACAAUAGUGGCAUUGCCAACGGGACUCGGGAAAACUCUUAUUGCUGCUGUUGUUAUGUAUAAUUAUUUCAGAUGGUUUCCAGAGGGGAAAAUAGUUUUUUCAGCCCCUUCUCGACCGCUUGUUAUGCAGCAAAUAGAAGCAUGCCAUAAUAUUGUGGGAAUACCACAAGAAUGGACAAUUGAUAUGACAGGUCAGACAUCUCCUGCAAGAAGAGCAUGUCUUUGGAAAACUAAACGAGUUUUCUUUGUCACUCCACAAGUUCUGGAGAAGGAUAUUCAAUCUGGUGCAUGUUUGGUGAAACACCUUGUGUGUUUGGUGAUAGAUGAAGCUCAUCGAGCAUCGGGAAAUUAUUCCUACUGUGUGGCAGUUCGUGAGUUAAUGGCAGUACCAGUGCAUCUGAGAAUAUUAGCUUUGACUGCAACACCAGGAUCAAAGCAGCAGGCUGUUCAGCAGAUUAUUGAUAAUCUACAUAUAUCAACACUUGAAUAUCGCAAUGAAAGUGACCAUGAUGUCAGCCCAUAUGUUCACAAUAGAAAGAUAGAAUUAAUAGAGGUUGCAAUGGGCCGAGAUGCCGUUGAGGUAAACAAUUUGCUGUCAGAAGUGAUACGCCCAUUUGUGGCUAAGCUUUGUGGUAUUGGAGUGCUGCAGAAUAGGGACUUUCAGACGCUAAGCCCAUGUGAUUUACUUAAUUCGAGGGAGAAAUUUCGUCAAGCACCACCACAAGAACUCCCUCAUAUCAAAUAUGGAGAAAUUGAAGGAUAUUUUGCAGUGCUUAUAACACUUUACCAUAUUCGUAAGCUACUUUCAAGCCAUGGAAUAAGGCCAGCAUAUGAGAUGCUUGAAGAAAAGAUGCAACAUGGGUCUUUUGGUAGAUUAAUGAAUAAAAAUGAAGUCAUCUGGAAGGCAAAGCUCUUGAUGCAGCAAAGCUUAUCUCAUGGCGCUACAAACCCUAAAUUGUUAAAAAUGUUAGAUGUGCUGAUUCAUCAUUUUAAAACAAAUGAUCCUCAAAAUUCACGGGUUAUCAUUUUCUCAAAUUUUAGGGGGAGUGUCAGGGACAUAAUGGAUGCAUUGGCGAGCAUUGGGGAGUCGGUGAAAGCUACCCAGUUUAUUGGUCAAAGUUCAGGAAAAACUUUGAAAGGACAAUCGCAAAAGGUUCAACAAGCUGUCCUGGAGAAAUUUCGAGCCGGGGGAUACAAUGUCAUUGUUGCCACAUCGAUAGGUGAAGAAGGCCUGGAUAUCAUGGAGGUUGAUCUUGUAAUAUGCUUUGAUGCUAAUGUCUCCCCUUUGAGAAUGAUUCAGCGGAUGGGAAGGACGGGAAGGAAACAUGAUGGACAAGUUGUAGUUUUGGCUUGUGAGGGAUCAGAGUUGAAGGGUUACAUGCGAAAGCAAGCAAACAGCAGGGCUGUAAGAAAACAUAUGCGUAAUGGAGGGAUGAAUAGCUUCAAUUUCCAUCCUAGUCCGAGGAUGGUAAGGUCUAUCAGAGAGAUUCCACAUAUUUUCAAACCAGAAGUUCAGUUUGUUGAGAUGUCAAUUGAGCAGUUUGUUCCUCGUAGACGGAAAAUUAAGGAUGAUCACCCUUCUGAAACACCUAUAUUUGAAGAUAAACUAACUGGUGCAGAGACUGAAUUGCUUUCAAAGUAUUUCCCCCCUACCAGAGAGAGUUCUUGGAGGCCAUCUCUUAUUGCCUUUCCACACUUUCAGGUGUUUCCCUCUAGAGUGCAUCAAGUAAUGCACUCCUUGAGAACAGGGAUUCUUAUUGAUGUUAUGCAACAUUUGCAAGGAUUAUCAUUUGGCCAAGAUACUAAAUCUUUCCCGUUUGAGGAUGAAGCAUCUUCAUUCCAGUGCUUGGGAGUUGAAAUUGUUGACAAACAAGACAAUAGCAGAGAGGCUUCACUUCGAGUUGACGGUCUCUCGAGAGUGCAAUCACAAAUAAAUGUAUUAGAUUCUGAAGGAUCACAAAGAAAUGUAUUAGAUUCUGAAGUAUCACCUUCAGGGAUCCCAAGAACUAAUAGUAUGUCUGAUAUUGGAGACCAAGCCCCUCCUUUGCAUUCAUACCUUUUUGGCUCAGAUUUUGUUGCUGUUGAUGCUCUUGGAAAAGUCCUAAUUUUAUCUGUCCCUGUGCUUCCCUUCAAAGAAAUUUCACAUACUAAAUGUGCAAGUGCAAGCAUUACAGUGGCACUAAAUUAUUCGAAGCAAGAUUCUUGCCAAUUUGAGAGAGGAAAAUAUGAAGAGCCAAACAUCGAAGAAACAACUGUUGCAGAGCUGCCUUCUCCUACCAUAUCAUACAGAAAGAAUGGGACCCUGCAAAUACCUGGAUCAAGUAACUCUGAUGCUCAGCAAGGCAGAAUGCCAGAUGUAAUUGAAAAUGGGAAGCCUCAAAUGAAGAAAACUCCCUCAAAUGAAGGACAUAGUGAACAUGAGAAGUCUGAUGCCGUGGAAAACAAAACACCAAUAUUGCUACCUGAGAAAUGCUGCAAUGAUUUUGAAGAUAGUGAGCUUAGUCCUCGAUUAAGUAACUUGAUGAAAAAUGGUGUCAUUCCAGAGUCUCCAAUUGAUGAUGGGUCAACUGCCAAAGAGAGAAAUGAAUUUCUGGUUCCAGAGCUUGUUUCUCCGGCCAAAUUGCAGGCGGAGCUGCUAAUGAAGUCUCCCAGUUCAGAUAAGAAUAAAGAUGCCAUUGAGGAGAGUAAUGGCAGAGUGAGGGAUGUCUAUGGUUCUAUUAGCCAAGAAAUUCACACUCCUUUGCUCAAGGUGAACAGUAGUGCCAAUGCAAGGGGAUGUGUGUUGACUUUUCCUAUCGAUGAUGAAAUUCAAACCCCUUUGGCAAAUCUCACAAAUAGUAGCUGUAGCAAAGAUUGGCGUUUGAGUUCUGGAGACAACUCUGAAAGUGUCAACCAGGUACGCAAGUUUAAAAGGUUGCGCAAGCAUGAAGAUUCUGAAAAAAGGAAUCUUUUGGAAAGUAUGAAAGAAAAUUCAGUUGUCCCUAUGGAAACACUUGCUAAAUCUCUUGCUCGUUUCACUCAUAUCUCAAAAAAGCAUACCAGAGGUAAAACGAAGCCAGUUGACACUGUCAGUGCCUUCAUUGAAGAGGAAGCUGAGGUAUCUUCGGACACUGAAGUAUCUGAUGAUGAGGAAGAUGGCCAAGACAAUAAUUCAUAUGAUGAUAGUUUCAUCGAUGACAGGAUAAAUCCUACGGCAGCAGGUACUCAAGCUGGAGAAGAUAGAGUUGACAUGAUGGCAUUUUACAGGCGUUCUUUGCUCAGCCAAACACCUAUAGGAAGGCUGUCAAACAUUAACACUGAGUUAAGUCCUGACUGCGUGGCUCCUAGCACCAGGAUGACCAAACCUGGGUUUACUCCAGAUACCGUGAAUUCUUUCCAGACAACUGUAAUUGGAUCUGCAAAUCAGUCUGCUGGAGUAAAUUCUGUGUCUUAUCCACUAAACCCAGAGGGAAGUUUUUCAGAAGCAGAGCUACACACAGCAGGUAUUUGUCUAAAAGAAAAUGAGAAGAAAGUGGAAGGUCGAAAGAGAAAAUUGAGUUUUCAUCAAGCUGGCUCUGUUCCUGUAGUUAACUUGGAGCAGGAGUUCUCUUUUCAGUUGGAGGCUUCCUGCAAUGUUUCAUGCCUACAGGGUCAAUCUGAUAAAAAUCAGGUGAAUACUGAUGUGCUUGAUGACGAUCAAUUUUAUGAUGGUCUUGAUCUUGAUGAAGUGGAGGCACAAGCUGCCAUGCUUCUCAAAUCCAAAUCCGCGUUGUCAACGCAGGAACAGAAUAUGAUUCCUGAAUCAAACCCACAAAAUCUUGAUCUUCUGGGUUCUCCGUCAUUUGAUCUUGGGAUUUGAAUUUCUAGGGAAAAAAAAUAAUUCAGUUCCUUUAUGAUGCAAGUGCUAAUUAUUUUUACCUAGAAAUGGACAAAUUUGUUGAUCUAAAGGAAGCUUGUCAGAUCAAUGAACGAAUUAAAUUUUGUUAUCAGAUAGAUGUGAUUUAGGCUUUAUUAUCAUAGGUUAGAAAGAGAUGGGCAUCAUAGUGCAGAAAAGAUGUAAUUUAUCACAUGUAUUCAUGGUGGAAAAUCCACCUACACAAGAAGGGGAAAAAGGUUUCGCAUGUAUGUUGUGUUUUGUUGCUUGUUCUGUAUAUUUAAUAGCCAAGACUCGUUGUAUUCAAAUGUUAUUGUAAAUAAUGAGCUCCUAAAAUAUGACGAUAUGCAUAAGUUUUAGCAUUUU
Malania oleifera is the source of this 4698-nucleotide messenger RNA. RefSeq names its product DEAD-box ATP-dependent RNA helicase FANCM. Gene Ontology annotation, molecular function: ATP binding; 3'-5' DNA helicase activity; four-way junction DNA binding. The transcript has 23 exons. NCBI's taxonomy places the organism in Eukaryota, Viridiplantae, Streptophyta, Magnoliopsida, Santalales, Ximeniaceae. The record is from RefSeq and is a predicted model, not a curated record. Bases 82 to 4317 code for a protein of 1411 amino acids. Gene Ontology annotation, biological process: double-strand break repair via synthesis-dependent strand annealing; interstrand cross-link repair; replication fork reversal.